UGUGAAAUAUGUUGAAGGCGGUGGGUAUUGUGUCGAACCCUUCUAUCUUCUAUCAAAACACUCACCUUUUCACAUAAAUCUUUUUAUCACAAUCUUCUCGGAAACUUCUUCGGUUUCCCAUCACAAAAUUUCCUUCCGCCACACGCACAUCGCAAAUCAUCACUUCAAUAUUUAAACCAUUGAUUUAAGAUCCACACCCGCAAUCGUUCUCGAACCCUAGAACCCCAAUUCCAAUCGAUUCCUUUCUCUCUCUCUCGAUUGCAAUAACCUAACUUCCUGUCUGAUCCGGCACUGGAGCUGGGGUUUGUGAUUUCAGAGCUUAGUAAUUAAUAAUCAACAACCAAGAGAAGAGGAGAAGAGAUGGAUGACUGUUGUGCUGUUUGCGCAGAGCCUUUGGAAUGGGUCGCCUACGGACCCUGUUUGCACCGGGAGGUGUGCUCCACGUGCGUCGCUCGCCUCCGUUUCAUAUGCGACAAUCGCUGUUGCUGCAUCUGCAAGACCGAAUGCAACCACGUAUUCGUCACCAAGGCUCUAGGAGAUUAUACAAAGAUGAUUAAUGAUUUUGCUGCCCUUCCUUCGGAUGUAAGGGAGGGCAAGAUUGGAUCAUAUUGGUACCAUGAGGAUACAAAUGCAUUUUUUGAUGAUGUGGACCAUUACAAGAUGAUCAAGGCUAUGUGUAGACUUUCGUGCAGUAUAUGUGAAAAGACGGAUGAACAACCACAGGGUUCUGCUUCAAGACGACGAGAACAGUUUAAGAAUAUAGGGCAAUUGAAGGGUCAUAUAUUCCACCGUCACAAGUUGCAUAUGUGCAGUUUGUGUUUGGAGGGCAGGAAGGUUUUUAUAUGUGAGCAAAAGCUAUAUACCAGAGCACAGUUGAAUCAACACAUAAGCACAGGUGAUUCUGAGGUGGAUGGAAGUGAGAGUGAGAGAGGUGGUUUCAUGGGGCAUCCCAUAUGUGAAUAUUGCAGAACCCGAUUUUAUGGAGACAAUGAAUUGUACGUGCAUAUGUCUACAGAGCAUUAUACUUGUCAUAUAUGCCAGAGGCAGCAUACAGGGCAGUAUGACUACUUUAAGAAUUAUGAUGACCUAGAGAUUCACUUCCGUAAAGAGCACUUCUUAUGUGAAGAUGAGGCUUGUCUUGCUAAGAAAUUUGUUGUUUUUCAAUCUGAAGCAGAGAUGAAGAAGCAUAAUGCUAUCGAACAUGGAGGACGGAUGUCACGAUCUAAGCGGAAUGCUGCUCUUCAGAUUCCAACUAGCUUCCGAUACAGACAUGGUAAUGAACAAGAGCAACGCCGUGGAAGAAAUCGUUCUUUUCGUCGUGAUUUUACUGAAAACCAACUUGCAAUGGCCAUUGAAGCUAGUCUAGAGACAGCUAAUGUAGAGCAAACAUUUCGUAAUCAAUCAGCAUCAGGUAGUGGGCAAGUUGCUGUUGAUGAUGGGAAUGGAGACAUUGAUUCUUUCAUUCAGCCAUUUGAAUCAUUGGCUGUCACUGGUUCUGAAGCAUCUUCAAGAUACCUUCAAGCCUUGGGACAUAGCUCAAGGAGUGGACCUCUGGAGGAUUCUUCAUUUCCACCACUACCCGUAACUUCCAACAAUGGCCAUCAAGGAUCCAAACAGGAAGUCGAAGGCUCAUCUAGUAAUUCCAUGGCUGCACGUCUGCGUCGUCAUAACAACAGAACUGUAACAGUUGUUAAUUCUGGUAAUGCUUGGCCAGCAGCAGGUCGUGGACUGGUACAACCGUCAAGUAAUCCUUCACAAUUUCGACAGUCAUCAAAUAAUGCUCUGGGUCUUUCUCGUAAUUCUGGGCAGACAAAGAAGACUGUAAUUAACAGUGGACUUUCACCAUCAACUUAUGCUGGUUCUAUUCAGUCUACCCAAAGAACUUCUCGUGGACACUUACCUGGUGGUUCAUCGAGGGACACACGUGACAAUGUUAGAAUUGUUCACUCUGCAUCUGCCCCGAAUCUCACGGAGAACAACUCUGUUGAAGCUUCACUAACUGAUUUUCCUCCUGUUUCUGCUCCACAAGCGAGCAAGAUACCUGCUAGCAGUCAUUCUUCAUUGAAUGUGGAAAAUGUUCAGUCUGCUAACCAGUCCCUGGUUGAAAAGAUUCGAUGUGCUCUUGAUUUUGAUGAAGAAAGGUACAGUAUGUUUAAGGAUAUAUCUGCCCAAUAUGGCCAAGGCACAAUAGAUACGGAAACUUAUAUGGACUAUGUGCAGAACUUUGGCUUGUCUCGUCUUGUGCUUGAGUUGGCAAGAUCAUGCCCUGAUACUCAGAAGCGGGCAGAGCUUGUUAGUGCUAGCUUGCAAAGAGAUGUUUUACUGGAAAAUAACUUGGUUCAAAGCAGCACAAGCACCCAUCGCAAAGACAGUAAUGUAAACAAGAAAGGCAAAGGUAAGUCUGUAGAUAGUAGGGGGAGUAACCCCACAGAGAAAUUAGCAGAUAACUUUUUAAGCACCGUACAUCAGCUACAGGCAAAUUAUAAAUCUUCAGAAGAGAAGGUGGAGGUGCUAUCAAGGGAUGAUUACCGAAGCGACAGGGGCAAAUUAAAAAUCGAACAGCGGACUGAUACCAAUUCUGGAAGUCAACCUGCGGUGAAGCUUAGUGGGAAGACUGAAACAUCAAAUGGCAGUUUAUCUACUCAAGUUAGAGAGGAUGGUGGUGGUGGGAACAAGCAACGCAAGAAAGGUUCAAAGUUCCUGAGAGUACGACUUGGUGAUGGUUCUGCUUCGGCCCUUUUUGAUCAACCUGAUCCUGGAAAAACAGACAGCUCAGAAGUUAACGAUGAACCUGGAGGAGGGCCACCUGUGCGUGGUGUUUGGCGAAAAGGGGGAGGUCAUAAACUUUUUCUCUAAUUUUUGCUUCACCAUCAUUUUUAAAACGUGAAGUAUCAAACGCAGUUGAGCCACGGUUGAACUGCAAUAUAAACAUGAAUUUGGUUUCAGCUUAGGGGAUAUUUGAUUAUAUCGAGUUUAAGUUAGAUUUCAAGUAUAUUGUGGGACGCGAUUUUGUCGAUGGCCAAACGCCGUUGCCGAAGUGGGCACACUUUUUUGGUUUGGGGUAUAUGAUUUUGUUAAAGACAAGUGUUCAUAUGAAAGUAUGGUGCUAAGUGUUGCGUUGUAUGAGAAUGGCACUGUUUCUUA
Messenger RNA from Vigna umbellata (rice bean), 3144 nucleotides. RefSeq lists its product as uncharacterized. Gene Ontology annotation, biological process: protein ubiquitination; rescue of stalled cytosolic ribosome. The record is from RefSeq and is a predicted model, not a curated record. Gene Ontology annotation, molecular function: ribosome binding; ubiquitin protein ligase activity. NCBI's taxonomy places the organism in Eukaryota, Viridiplantae, Streptophyta, Magnoliopsida, Fabales, Fabaceae.